Molecule: messenger RNA, 889 nt
Organism: Salvia splendens (bonfire salvia)
Lineage: Eukaryota; Viridiplantae; Streptophyta; Magnoliopsida; Lamiales; Lamiaceae
Product: dehydration-responsive element-binding protein 1F
Exons: 1
Coding region: 44-715 (223 amino acids)
Biological process (GO): regulation of DNA-templated transcription
Molecular function (GO): DNA binding; DNA-binding transcription factor activity
Source: RefSeq, a predicted model, not a curated record
CUCACAUUUGUCCCAAUAUUUCUCAUUCAAUCCGAAUGCAAAAAUGGAUCUCGCACGCCGCCAUCACUCUCCUCCGCCGGAAAAACCAACUCCGGCAGGGAAGAAACGGGCGGGGCGGAAGGUGGUGCAGGAGACGCGCCACCCCAUCUACCGGGGAGUACGGCGGAAGAACGGCGGGAAAUGGGUGUGCGAGGUUCGUGAGCCAAACAAGAAAUCAAAAAUAUGGCUAGGGACCUUCCCUAGCCCCGAGACGGCCGCGGUCGCCCACGACGUGGCCUCCCUGGCCCUGCGUGGGGACCACGCGCCGCUCAACUUCCCGGAGGCCGCCGCUCGGCUCCCCCGCCCCCGGUCGGCCUCCCACCACGACAUCCAGCGGGCGGCCUCUGAGGCCGCCCGGGAUUUCUGCCCUAUAUGGACGUCUCAGUCCGCCAGGGUGAGUUCCCGAGAUAAUAAAAUAAUAAUAAAUUCACCAGACACUAAUUCGUCUAGCGAAAAGGACGAUUCUGUUGACCUUGGUCAGACAGAAUCGUCUGAGGAUUGUUGGUCGGGCGGAUUUGUAGACGAGGAGGCGGUGUUUAACAUGCCGGCGUUGCUAGAUAGUAUGGCGGAGGGGAUGCUUCUAACUCCUUUGGGUAUGAAGAAAGGGUUCAAUUGGAGUGAAUAUGAUGAUGAGGUGGAUGAUCAAGCCAUGGAGUUGAAUUUGUGGGUGAACUAGUUGAGUUUAGGGUAUAAUGAUUAUAAUGGUUUCUCGUUGUCCUAGUGAUCCAAUCCUAAUCACUGGUUGAGGUGAAAUUUCUUACUAGUUAAGUUGUAUUUCAUCGUCUUUUGCGAUUUAUGAGAUUUGCCUCUCAUUUUUUUCGCAAUUGUAUAAUUUUAAAAAAGUAUCAAU